ACCACAACCCUACAAAUAUUGCGAGCUGACCGAGCAGAACCCUUGGUCAGUCAUGAUGUGGUCUGUGAGUGUUUGUGUGUGCUUCGUCGUCAUCCCAACAAUGGUCUCCGCUAAGAUCACUGAUAGAAGAGGACCGCUGAAUCUGUCGUUUUCAAAGAUGGCUGUGUUCAACGAAGAGCCCUGUACGAGCCAGGGGGGCGUGUGCCUAGACACGUCCGAGUGUCCAGAGGGUAAGCUGGCCGAGAAGAGAGGACUCUGCCCGGAGCAACAGAAGAGAGGGGUAGAGUGUUGUUUGGCAGCAGUGGGUCGCAGCGUCAAAGAUUGCCAAGGCCUGGGAGGAGUUUGUAGGAAGGAUUGUCCUGCCAACAUCUCCAUCAAGGAAGCUGAAGACUGCAACGACCAAGUCUGCUGUGCCCUUGUACAAUAAUUGAUUUUUAACGUUUAUUUCAUUGUACAAACGAAUUUCCAAUAUGCCAUUGUUAUAAAAUUCAAUUCUGAAACAGUGAAAACUUAAAAACGUACUUAACAUCGGGGUCUCACUCCUAAAAAUGCUCCUGGCCGAAAAAACUGGGGUUCUUUAUCAGUAACAAAAUCUUUAUUAUAAUAAUUUAUUCUACACUUAUCUUUUUCAUUUUUCACUCUAAGCCACACACCAUUGUUAGCGUUGGUAUAUAGUUGUGUGAUUUGAAUUUAUUUAU
Molecule: messenger RNA, 698 nt
Organism: Macrosteles quadrilineatus (aster leafhopper)
Lineage: Eukaryota; Metazoa; Arthropoda; Insecta; Hemiptera; Cicadellidae
Product: U-scoloptoxin(19)-Tl1a
Exons: 3
Coding region: 53-427 (124 amino acids)
Source: RefSeq, a predicted model, not a curated record